Molecule: messenger RNA, 4071 nt
Organism: Lichtheimia ornata
Lineage: Eukaryota; Fungi; Mucoromycota; Mucoromycetes; Mucorales; Lichtheimiaceae
Exons: 14
Coding region: 1-4071 (1356 amino acids)
Biological process (GO): regulation of small GTPase mediated signal transduction; activation of GTPase activity
Molecular function (GO): GTPase activator activity
Source: RefSeq, a predicted model, not a curated record
AUGUUUUUGGACUGGAUUGCGCAGCUUCAGCUGCUGCGACACGACCCACAGACUAACAUUCUUGGAUCGCUUCCAUUGUCCACUCGCCGAGUCUUGGUAUCGGAAAUUACGCACUAUCUUCAUCCUGGUCCUGGAAAGCAUGCGCCUGAUCCGAGCAUCUUCACAUCACCAGCUCACGUCAAGUGGUACUUUGAAGUUAUCGGUCAAGGGUUCACUUUGCCGCUGGAGGAUAUGGAUAUCACCAGCAUCGAUGUCAACUUGUACGCACAAUGGUUAUUAGAGCCUUCGCUACGACCUGCCGUUAUCAGCAAAGAUGGCCUCGAGCAAGAGUUUUAUCAAAUCAUCUUCCAUCAGUAUUCCCUCCUCUUCCAACCUCGUCUUACCCAAACGCCCCAACAACAACAGCAACAACAUCAACAGCAGCAGCAGCAACAGGGUCAUCAUCAUCAUCAUCAUCCAACAUCAACACCACCACGUAGCGUAUCAUCUAGACCCAAUAGCUUCCAUCUUGGUAUUUCAGGAUCAUCCUCCUCCUCUCAGCAACCUAAUCACCAUCAACAAAAUGAAGCAACACUGGCUCAGCUAGCACAUCAACACAUCGAGCUUUGCAAAAAGACAUUGACCGUAUUAGCCAUGGCAGGAAGAACACUCGAAUUCAGCAAUGAUACAUGGACUGUGCUUCUCAAAGUGAUGCUGGGUGUCACCGAUUAUCUAUUGAAAGAACCUAUUGGUGCAGGUGGAAUGUCCGGUGUACCCAAUAUGGGAGAUGAGCUCUGUGAACAUCUCUUAAAGGUUCUCUUUGAACUUUGGUUGCGAUCGGAGAUACGACAAGUGGAGAUGUGGGAUAUACUCAAGAGUUGUUUUAUGCGCUGGACGCAUCGACCCCAAGCGAUACGCCAAUGGAGUUCAACAUCUUUGGCAUUGACGAAGCGGGUGGUGAAUCUAUUAUAUGGAUCAGAGGAAGGCACCGACCUGGUGAUACUUUCAUCCCACGGCACUAUCAAUGUCAAGCUUGAUCUGGAACAUGGAUUUAUGAAUUACGCAUGGCACCAAAUGCUACAUUUAUCGCCACAUCCACUUCAGCUUCCUUCUCACAACUUUGCAUAUGCAAUGCUUGGUAUCGGUCAAUGUGUGGAUGUGUUCAACAAUGUUGGUUACAAAGGAUCGGAUGGCAACACGCUAGCCCCGCCUCAUACGCAUCAUCAUCAUCGACCUGAAGGCAAUACGAUUCUUCAUAUCUUUGGUACCUACUUGUUCGACGCAUGUUCAGCAGCUGCUAGUAGCACAGACCCUGAUUCGCAACGAGGAUGCGCUGAAGCAUAUGCAACAUUGUGCAAGAUCUUUUGCCGGCCACAGCAUACACGACCCUUCCUACGCACAUACAUUGAACGAUUUUAUGCAGCCUUGUGUAUGGGGUUGAAAUCUGAAGCUUGCUUACCAACAAUUCUCUUGCAUUGCACGGAGCUAUUUGCGACUGAUCUUGAGGGUGUGAGGAUGUUGGUUCCUGAUUUCAUUACGGCUAUCAAAAUGGUGCUUCCCAAGCUGUUGAUUGUGGUCAAUACGGAUUUUGUGAGCGUGGAAGAUUUACGACUCGCCGCUAUCAAGGUUGUCAGUACCGUCAUGUGCCUACCCAAUCAUUUCGACAAGGUGGAAUUGAAACCUGAAUGGGACCGAGAUCUUCAAUGUGCCUCAGAUAGCGCUUCCAUCUUGGGUGAACAAGAACAAAUCGUCACUCAGUUGGUAAAACGACAAGGGGGAAUGGGACAGAUCCGAGUCUUGUAUGCCGAUCAACCUCAUGAUGAUGUGGAAAGACCUUUCACUUGUCUCAAGUUUUAUAUCCUCGAGGUCCUUCUCAUGUCACUACGCACCGAGACAUCGUCAUACAACAUGAGAUACCUAUUGCAUUUGAUCAAUGUCUAUGUCGUUGAAGAUGUUCCUUUUUGCCCGGGAUUGGUUGGUACAGUAGUGAAAUUAAUCGAGGAAAAGAUUUUGACAAUGCAAAUGCCUGCUGAUGUGACGUUGGUGGCCUUUGAUGUUCUCAUUGACUUUGUGGAUUUAUAUGAUUAUGUCAAAAGAGAUAGCAAGAAUGUUGCUCGUGAGCUGGUGCUGGCACUCAGCCGAUAUGUGGAUACCCUGAUCAAUGCAGGCAAGCUGUCUCACUCGUAUCCUUUGAUUGUUCAAGCUUACGACUGCAUGAUGAAAUGGAUAUUGACAAGCCAAUGGAUUAUCGAUGAUCGGGACUGCUACAAGGCUGUUAUUUCCACCCUAAGUCGAGGCAUUACUAUCUUUGAUCGCGACACGGAUCAGCCACCUGAGACACCACAAGAGAAAAAGAAACGACGUGAUCCAAUGCCAUCGAAACCGCUUUUCCAGCUUCCACCACGACCCAGUGUUAAAAUGUCAACAUCAUCCAGUGGCAACAAUAGUGGCGGUGGGAACGCUUCACAAUCCAGCAGCCGAAGCAAUUCCAGUGCUGUUAGGAAGGAGCAGGUGGCAGUACGCAUGGCAGCUGAAUAUUGUAUGUCCCAAUUUGUCAAUCAACUUGGACGUGCUUCCCCCUUGAAUGGAUCAGUCAAUCAGAAAGCUGAGGAUCUACAACAACUUCGAAUUCGACGUUCUCAACGACGUAGCGAUCAAGGUGACUUGUUGCCAUGGGAAUCGAGAGACGCGAUUCGCUACUUUUUGCUUGACAAGCGCAUGAUCUUGGCAGUAUUUGAUAUUGAGAGUCAGCAAGAUGAAAAGGAUGUGCCGGCUGUCAAGUUCAUUAUACGUGACACAACAGGUCGCCAUAUUUGGUCCAUUGACGCACAAUACCAAGAUGCACAAAAGCACACUCUCUCUUCGCCACUAUCGCCACCACCACCACCACAACAACAACAACAAUCACCCAAGAUGGCACAUCAAAAAUCCAUUGGAGGAUCAACAUCAGUCACCGAUUCUCUUCAAGUAUCAGAAGCACCUACAGCAGAUGCUGCCAACUCGGAUGCUAUUCCUAGUAUCGAUGACCUUGUAUCAGUGGAUCCAGCUAGUUGGAGUCAAUGGGAGUUUGUCAAAUCGAUGGCAGAGUGCGAGCAAGAGGAGGAAAACGAGACUUUGGAUCGGAUACAUAAAAGGCCGCUGGAUCGGUUUAUGAUAUCACCCACUGCUUCCAACGUCAACACAGAAAGUGCACGAGGUUUCCGAUUACUACUUUCUGAGCUGGGCUUAUUGCUACCCAAGAACCGAUCCCGUAUUACACCUUUAAGGAUUACAGAUUCUUUGAUCACAGAGAUUGAGACGUUGGAUAUGUUGAAUGAUCGAGAUUGUAUAUCCAUCACAGCCUAUUAUGCAUCAUCAGGAAAUACCACUUGGGAGGAUCUCAUUGAGACACCACCACCACUCAGCCCACAAUUUCUGCAAUUCCUUAAUUGUCUUGGUUGGCCGAUCCAGGUGGAAUCUCAUACGGGCUUCAAAGGAAAAUUGGAUUCAUCGAUUUGCAAGACAAUACCAUACUAUGCUGAUCGCAAUGUGGAGUUUGUGGUGAACGUGCCAUACUUUUUGCAUACACCUCCUAACGACGACAACACAUGGGGGUCAGCUAGCAACAUUACCAAGAUCCAUCGUAUGGUGUCUGCCGAUGAUCACGUGUGCGUUAUAUGGAUUGAGGAUCUCGACAACUAUACAGCUCUUGCCAAACGUAUAAAGACAUCAAACUCGUCAAAUGCCAAAUCCAUGGUAUACAUCUUUAUCAACCCGCUUCGGAACAGCGCCAACAGCCUUUAUUGGAUUCGUGUUCAUAUACCACUCAUUGGGAAUAAUGCAACAUCCGUUGUAUCAAGUCAACGGUUAAACGACAAUGCAUUGAUAUUUGGACCACUGGCGGAUGGCAUGAUUGUGAGUCGGCAUGCACUAGGAAGCAUGGUGAGGAAUACCGCCAUUUCAGCACAUCAAGCAUGUCGUGUCGUCACCGAUACCUAUACACGCCCCUACGUUGUACGAAAGCAGUUCAUUGAAGAGAUGCUUCAUCGACAUCGAAGCAAAAUGCAGCUUUCAGAGUUCUACGCUGAAAUGUUUUCAGGGAAAGACACUUGA